UUAAACACAAGGUCUAAAACAAGCAUUUACAUCAUCAAUUAUAAAUGUAAUAUAUUGCAGUGUUGUAUGGAGGGCUAAACAGAAUAAUCAAUGCCUCUAAUAUAAAUAUGUAGCACUUAAUAUACUAAUACAUGUAAAUAUAUUGAAAUAUGGAGUCUAAAAUGCAAGAUGCAUAUAAAGAAAAAAAAAAUCGGCUCGGCUUGGCGGCCUGGUCUGGCCUGCUGCGGCCGGCUCGUUAGCGGCCCAGUCCGGCCUGGCCUGGAUCAAGGCAGGGAAAGGGGCGCGGUAGGGAAAAUCCCUAACCGCCUGCCUCCCAAUAGCCGCCGCUUCAGGGCUACUGCCCGAUGCGCCGCCGCCGCCCCUGUGUGCUGCCGCCGCUGUGGGUGCUCCGCCGGUGAACGCCGCGCGCACCACCUCCUCUCCUUUUGCUGCGGCACCGCCUCGGUCCGCCCCCUGCACGGCCGCCGGGCACCGGAGAGUCCCAUGCGAGGCCGCACCGCGACGGAGUAUGCAGGCGGGUGAGGGGGGGGGGGGGGGGGGGGGUCGUUCGUGCCGCCGGUGGUGCGGCCUUGGAGAAAAACGCUGCAUUCGAGGGGCUGGCCUGUGGGCUUGAGCCGGCGUUGCCGAUCGUGUAUGGCAGCGACGAGGUUCCAGGCCGUUGGCCUUGAUUCAGCGGUGGUUGGUGCCAGGCUUCUCCGUCGACGGCGAGGACUCAGAUGGCGAGGAUCCAACGCCCCUGACUACCGGUGAAGCGGCGGCCGCGACCAUCGCGGAACGACGUCCAUGGCGAUGAUGGCGUCCUGUGAGACGCCGGCCAUGUAGGGUGAAGAUGCAGCAGCCUCUCUUCUGGAAGAGAUGACGGCAACGUCCAGUGCAGGCGACAACUGGAAGGACGAGGAAUCCAUCCCAAAGAAAACCAGGUGCACUGUGCCACUGUCACCGUCUGGCGGUACUGAACACGGACUCAAACCGAUUUGUACGGACCAAAAGUAGCAAAGCAUGGAUUAACCGUACUCGUGACGGAGUCCUCGUACACGUCAUUGUGGUUCAAUUCCAUCAACAUUGUCGCAGGUAGGGCUAGCACAAAUGCUCGAUGCUCAUCACAAGCCGGCUCGGCUCGUUUAUAAACUUUGGUUUGGUUUAGCUCGGUUCGACCUCACAAACGAACCGAGUUACUCCCUCUGUUCUUUUUUAUUUGUCGUUUUCGGUGUGCGUACCAUAAUUUUGACUUAGCUUGUAGAAAAUACGUGCAACAUUUAUAUCUUAAAAUAAUUUUUUUAAAAAAACUAGAUUAAAAGACCUAUCUAAUGAUUUCAAUUAUAUAUUAUAAAUAUUAAUAUAUUUUUAUAUAAAAUUAAUCAAAGUUAUUUCUCGGGAAGCGAGAGCGCCAGUUAUUUAGGGACGGAGGGAGUAAAUCUCAAUUUCAGCUCAUCUUCUCUAUGAGCUAGUGAUCGGCUCGAUUAGAUUUGAUAAAUAUGGCAACAUCAGACUAAUACUCUCCAUUUUUAUUUACAUAUCGUAUUAGUUUUGUCAUAAGUUAAAUUUUACUAAGUUUUACCAAAUAUAUAGAAAAACAUAGCAACAACUGCACUAUCCAACGUAUGCACCAUCGACAUAUAUUUUAUGGUGGAUUCAAUAAAAUAAAUUUGGCAUUGUAAAUAUUUUUAUUUCUCUCUAUAAAUUUGAUCAAAGUUUGCUAAGUUUGACUUAGAACAAACACAAUAUGAUAUGUAAAUAAAAGGCAAAAUAGCCAAAAUCGUCCAUGAACUAUGGGGUUCGGUUCAAUUUGAUCCCAGAACUAUGAAAACAUUCAAUUUAGUCCAUGUACUACAUAUAUGCUAACAGACCCAACUUUAUGUUGAAUCCGACGUGGCACGCCACGUAGGGCCUCCUCCACUCACCGCCUAAUUAGCUUGGGUGUGAAAUACCCUUUUUACCCUCCAUCCAUAGAGCUGAUUUAGCACAUGUAGCUUCCAGCCCGCAUCGAGCCGCCCCCUCCUAGGUAGCACAGGUCGCCACCCCUCGCCACCCUAUCCCUACCAGCAUACCGCUCGCUCCCCGCCAGCUUUGAUCGCUGACCCUCGCCACCUCCUCCCUGCCAGCGAGGCCACUCUCCUUCCCCAGCAUCGCGGAGGUGUGAAACACAAUUAUGGUUGCGGCGGCCUCGCUAGCAGGGAUGGGGUGGCGAGGCUCGGCGAGCCAGUAGGGAGGAGCGGCACUCGCUGGCAAGGAAGGGGCGGCGAGCUGAGCUGGCUGGGAGGGGACGGUGUGCUGUCAGAGAGGGGUGGCGAGGGGGGCCAGGGACGUAACCAGGAUUUGGAUUAGGGGGGGCAAAUAGUUAUUGACGGGCUUUGAGGGGGGUCAAUAUAGGAUAAUCUUGAUAGUUAGUACCAUUUCAUUAGAGGGUAUUAGUGGUGCUAAGGGAGAAUUGGGGGGUCAGGCCCCUGCACGCCCCCUGGCUCCGCCUCGGAGGGGGCGGCGACCUACGCUACCUGAGAGGGGGUGGUGACCUGGUAGGGAAGGGAGUGGUUUGACUCAAUACUGGCUGGAAGUUGCCUGUGUUAAACCUGUUCUAUGGAUGGAGGGUAAAAAGCUAUUUCACGCUCCAAGCUGACUGGAGGAGCCUAUGUGCUGUGCCACGUUGAAUUCAAGAAUGAAGUUGGGCUGGUUAGGAACUAAAUUGGAUGUCUUCGUAGUUUAGGAAUCAAAUUGAGUCGAGCACCAUAGUUCAGAGAUGAUUUGACUAUUUUACCAACUAAAUAAAAUCAGAACAAGCAAUGAAGGAACGAGAAAAUGCACAAACUACCUAUGGUGCAAAACAGAUGGAAAAAGAAGAGGAAAAAGGUUAUGGAAUGUAUAGCUUCAUGGUUCUACGAAGCUGGGAUUCCUUCUAUACUGUUUGUCUGGAGAGUUUCGACUUUAUGUUAGAAGCAAUUGGGCAAUAUGGCCCUGGUUUACGGGCUCCAUCUCCAGAUGAGCUUGAUGGGCCAUUAUUGCAGAAACAAGUUUUGGCUAUUAAUAAUUCAAUUGAAGUGCUGAAGAAAUCUUGGGCGUUGGAAGGAUGCUCUAUUCUGGUUAACAUUGGGUAUGGUGAUAAUGAAUCUUUGGUUUUAAACAUGGAAGUCCAUUGCUCGCAGGUAGUGUCCUUCCUUCGUUCCGUCCGUCUACCAUCAGAUAGAGACUUUGAAUCAUCUAUUUUUGAACUAGUUGACUCUUGUAUUGAAGAAGUUGGAGAGAACAAUGUGGUGCAGGUUGUCACAGACAUCCGUUCGGAAAUGAGGUCAGCAAAAAUUCUUACUGAGAAGAGACCCAAUAUAUUUUGGACUCCCUGCGCUGCAGAUUGCAUAGGCAUGAUAUUUGGAGACAUAGGUUGCACUCCUUUGAUCAGGAAAACAAUUGCUAAAGCAAGGUUACUCGCUGCUUUCAUUUAUGGCCGAACACAUUUGUUGGACAUGGUGCGGCAGUUCACUAGUCAAUGGGAUUUAGUUCAUGUUGGGAUCACCGAAUACAUCACUUGUCUCUUGAACCUGAAGAGUCUUUAUGAUAAGAGGAUUGAGUUGAAGGCUCUGUUUAUUUCCAAAGAAUGGGAGGACAGCAAAUGGGCUAAUGGAGCUGUGGGCAAGAAAUUCUAUAAGCUAGUAGUUAGUAACGAGUUUUGGCAUGGGGUGCUAUAUACUAUAAACAGUUUUGAACCACUAGUGGAUGUUCUGAGGAAGAUGGCUGGUGGUAUACUCUCAAUGGGGUACAUAUAUGGUGAGAUUGCAAACACUAAAACGGAAAUUGCCUUGCGUUUUGAAAACAAGGAAGAGCAGUAUUUGCCAAUAUGGAAGGAGAUAGAUUUUAGAUUACAUGAUUCCCUCAUGACACCAUUGCACCUAGCUAGUUAUUAUCUUAAUCCAUUCUUCUACUAUCAAAAUAAAGAUGAAAUUAAAAAAGUGGAAGUGUUCCGAGAUGCAAUUGUUGAGUGUGCGCGUAAAAUGUACCAAGAUCAGCCUACACAAGAGAAAAUUGUGCAUCAGUUGGAUCUUUACAGAACUGCUUCACAGAGUUUUGGGACAGCUCAUGCCAUCAGUAAUCAAAUGACUGCUGAUCCAGUUUCUUGGUGGGAAUUACACGGCUGUGCAACAAAGGAGUUGAGCACAAUGGCAAUAAGGUUGUUGAGAUUAACUUGUGGUUCGCUGGCAUAUGAGGAAAGUUGGAUCGAGAAGCUUCAUAAACACAAGCCACGUUGGAUUAAACAUAAGCAAUUUGAGGAUUCAAUGUUUGUGACGGUGAACAGGAGGAUACAAGGGAAAGCUCAAAUGAAAGAUAGAGAUCCUGUUCUGGCAUAUAUUCCUGUCGAAGUUGAACCUUUUGAGUGGCUGGUGGGCAUGUCUCGCUCUGAUGCUCCACAAGCUGGAAACCAUGCUUUACGUAUGGCACGAGCAAACAGUAGUGAGGAUAUAGGACUUUCGAAGCAAGCGAAACAACUAUUGGACUACGAUGCGUGUAUAUCCUCGGAUGAAGUGUAUGAGCAUUGUGAUAAUAACCAAAGUCACUCCAGCAACAAGAGGGCAUCAUCCGGUGCCUCAUGCUCAAAGCGAGUGAAGAGGCCACGUUUGGCCCACCAGUGCGAGGGAAGUGAUGGAAACAUCAGCUACUAAGCUCUGGUUGUGAUGUACAGGCUGCUGACUUGUUUUGUGAUCCAGAAGCCCUUAGGGUGGAGUUUUUUCUGACCUAUGUUUGAGUGUUGCCUAAUGUAUGCCCAUGCCCUGCCUUAAGUCUGGAUGCUUUGUCUGUAUCAUGUGAUUCGUAGACAUCCAGUUUGACAUUGAGUGAGCUACUUAUCGAGCAUGCUUAGUUGAUUGCCUGGUGAUAUGUACAUUGGCUUAGCUAGAAUCCUUAGAAACCCGACUUGUAAGCCUCUUUUGGCUGCCUGUUCCUGCGAAGCUCCAUGUUCUGUCUCUCCUUUUUUUUGUUAGGGAAAAAGAAAAAAAACAAUACUGCAACGUGUUUUUUUAUACAACUUGAUUUUUGCAGGUCAAUCACCC
Panicum virgatum (switchgrass) is the source of this 5030-nucleotide messenger RNA. RefSeq lists its product as uncharacterized. Lineage: Eukaryota; Viridiplantae; Streptophyta; Magnoliopsida; Poales; Poaceae. The record is from RefSeq and is a predicted model, not a curated record. Bases 2778 to 4643 code for a protein of 621 amino acids. The transcript is spliced from 5 exons.